UCAACAUCGUGAGCUUACCGCGUUCCAAGACGUGAACUCUAUGUCGGCCUUUUUACCUAUACUACCGCCAACAAUGCGUCCCCCAUGGCUGCUAAAGGCCCAGGUCCUCUCACGAAUAGUGAAAACAAGCUCCCUGUGGCUAUAUUAGUUUCUACUCGAAUCUCCUCCUGUUUGUCCUUCCCAAUAUCGACCCUCAUCCGUCUCAACCAACAGCACGUCAGUCAUCCGAACAAUCUUGUUCUUUUUCACCCAUCUACUCCUACGAUGAAGGUCAUUCGAGCUCCCCUGCCAGAAAUAUCGAUUCAAGAUGUCCCAUUCACAGAGGACGAUUCUACAGACAUGGCCGUUGAUCCAAUUCUCGAGGACCUUGGGCGUGCUGCCGAAGGAUACACUACCUAUGAGAACAUAUAUACGCCCGAUCCUAUCCAAUCGUCGUACCGCCCUUUCCACGACCUUGCUCAGGGUGCUCAUGCUUGUCUCAAGUAUCGCACUCUCGCAGAGAUUGGAGAAGCCAAGUGCCAUCAAGCCUUUGCGAAGCUGUCCCUACCGAUGCGAAAGUUCUUGAACCACUGGGAUUACUUUGUGGUGAUGGAUAUCCAACUCGAUCACGACUGCCAUGCUUCGAAAGCUGAACUGUACCUCUUCGACCGCAAAGGCCAUGCUCCCAUCGACGAGUGGAUGUUCUGGGACAUGUCGGAUGCGUGGGAUCGAUGCGACACGUACGAGAACGACUUCGACUUUUGGGGCGACGAACUGUUGGCGUUUCGCGACAUGGCCGAGUCUGCUGUUGGACACAUGUCAUAUGAGCCACCUGCGUACUUCCCUCUCUUUCUCCAACUUCCCCCAGAACUCCGCGUCAACGUUAUGCAUGAGUAUCUUCUCCUCGAAUCCGAGAAAGAAUCGUUAGGUGGGCUUCAACAUUACGAUGUUUACUGGAAUCGAUGCUGCGUGUGGGACUACCCAGAAGUCCUCAUUGCUUGCGACAACCAAGAACCAGCUGCCUUUCCGCCUCCCGAAACAGGGCGUGCGCCGCAAGGGUGGCUUCCAGCUCUCGCAUUCGCGAACAAGCAGAUGCUGGGAGAGGUCGUCGUGCACAUGCUCGAGAGGACGGAGCGAUAUGAUUUGAAGUAUGAGUAUCGUGAACCUCGCUCCAAGAUCGCGACGUGGUUCCGCCGAUUCCUGGAGUCAAUUCCGAACGGUCAGAAUGCUAUAAAGUACCUGAACUUUCCGCAUAUGUCUUGGUUUAACCAUAUGUGCACCCCACCAGCACCGACGAAUCCGAGUGUGGAGCUCAUGGUGGCAUGCCGAAGGCUACGGAAAGUCGACAUGACAUUUCAUGCCUCAAAGCUCACGCUACCAGAUCCAGGGAAUGCCGGACACUUCCUUCCUCGUCCGGUUCAAGACGUAAUCACGUAUUUCUGUCUCGAGUCUAUCUUCCAGUGCGAAAACCUUGAACAGGUACACUUCGACGGCAUUCACUAUCAGCUGCGUCAUGGUGGUCGCCCCGGUGACUUGGCGACACUCACGGAGCUUGCGAGGUGGAUGAAGAUGGGAUUUCUGAUCGAGCGAAAUGGCGUCAAGGACGUUGAAAUUGACGUCCACGAACGUUUUGGCCAGUGGGAAGGCCGGACCCCAGGCACUGUUCUUGUACUGAGCGAUGAGGAUCUGGCGGAGGUGGAAAGGAGUAUCGAAGCGAAGAGGGUUGGGAUGUGCGAAUAAGCUGGCGUCCCAGGUAUGCGCUCGAUUGAUGAACAUGUGUAAGAGGACAGCCGAGGUUCUUUCCAGUUAGAUAUCGUUGUCCCAUAUGAACUUCAAGCAACUAGUAAACCUGGUUCCUUUGCAAAGCUUCCCAUCUGUGUUUGCAGUGAUGUUAAUAACAUGACAGCGUGAAAAAGGGUGUGAAAUGACACUUCCACGGCAAGUAAGAUUUCAUGACAAUGUUGGGUUCCUUGCCACUGUACCUGCUUGCAUGGCGCAUUAUCGAUGAGCCCUUUGUUGAUCUGCAGCUGGCUUCGAAACUCA
Molecule: messenger RNA, 2022 nt
Organism: Dothidotthia symphoricarpi CBS 119687
Lineage: Eukaryota; Fungi; Ascomycota; Dothideomycetes; Pleosporales; Dothidotthiaceae
Exons: 1
Coding region: 85-1719 (544 amino acids)
Source: RefSeq, a predicted model, not a curated record